CCGUUUGCUUGGCCGUAUCCCCAAAGAUUUGAGAGAUUGCACAAGCUUAAUCAGAGUCCGCCUCAACAAAAACCACUUCAUUGGAAAUAUUUCUGAAGAUUUUGGCAUCUAUCCAAAUCUAAGGUUGAUAGAUCUUAGCCACAACAAAUUUUAUGGUGAAAUCACACCUACCUGGGGAAAGUGCUCACUGUUAGGCACUUUAAAUAUUUCGGCGAAUAAUAUUACUGGGAGCAUCUUGCCUGAGAUUCAGAACUCAAUCGAACUACAUCAACUUGAUCUUUCUUCAAAUCAUUUAAUUGGAGAGAUUCCAGUGGAACUUGGAAAGUUGACUUCUCUUAACAAGCUUAUUUUAACUGGGAAUCAACUUUCUGGAGGCAUACCUCAUUAAGUUGGCUUACUCAAAGAACUUGAGUACCUUGACUUGUCCACAAAUAGAUUAAGCAAGUCAAUCCCUGGGGAUUUAGGGUGCUUGUCAAAAUUGCACUACUUGAAUUUGAGAGACAAUCAGUUUAACCUCGAAAUUCCAUUCCAAUUGGGGAAUUUGUUUCAACUGUCAGAACUAGAUUUGAGUCAUAACUUACUCAAUGGAGAGAUACCGUCUCAGAUAUGUAAUUUGAAGAGUUUGGAGAAACUAAAUAUUUCCUAUAAUAACCUCUCUGGUUUAAUUCCAAGUUGUUUUGAAGAUAUGCAUGGCUUGUCAAGUAUUGACAUAUCUUAUAAUGAGUUACAAGGUCCAAUUCCCAACAACAAAGCAUUUCGAGAUGCUCCUAUUGAAGCAUUACAAGGGAAUAAAGGAUUGUGUGGUAAUGCUAGUGCAUUGACACCUUGUAAGGCUCUCAUAUCACACACACGUGUCAUAAGAAAGAGGUUGGUAAUCUCCUUUGUUGUUUCAGGAGCACUUGUUCUUUUAACUGUGGUGACUUUAAUGUUCUUUUGUUUCCGAAGAAAAAAGCAAGAGUUACCGAAACAACAUAGAAGUGUGAACAAGGAUGAAAUUCUUUCGGUAUUAACUUUUGAUGGAAAAGCAAUGUACAAAGAAAUCGUGAGUGCAACAGAGAAUUUUGAUACCAAGUAUUGCAUUGGGACAGGUGGAUUUGGAAGUGUUUACAAAGCACAACUUCUAUCAGGGAUUAUUUUGGCAAUAAAGAAAUUUCAUUCCCUUCAGCCUGAUGAGAUAGAAGACCAGAAAGAGUUUUUAACUGAAAUAAGGGCAUUGACAGAGGUACGACAUCGAAAUAUUGUGAAAUUUUUUGGUUUUUGUGUACAUUCUAAAGACUCCUUUUUAGUUUAUGAGUAUCUUGAAAAAGGUAGCUUGACCACAUUCUUGAGUAAUGAAGCUACAGCAAGAGAAUUGGAUUGGGGUAAGAGAGUAAAUAUUUUGAAAGGUGUGUGUAAUGCCUUGUCCUACAUACACCACGAGUGCUUCCCACCAAUAGUUCAUCGAGACAUAUCGAGCAAAAAUGUGUUGUUGGAUUCAGAAUAUGAAGCUCAUGUUUCAGACUUUGGAAUUGCCAAAUUUCUUAAACCAAACUCAUCCAAUUGGACACAACUUGCAGGCACAUAUGGAUAUAUUGCACCAGAACUUGCUUACACAAUGAAGGUAACUGAAAAAUGUGAUGUAUAUAGUUUUGGAGUGUUAGCAUUGGAAGUGAUCAAUGGAAAGCAUCCGGGUGAUAUCAUUCCUACUUUAUCCUCUCCUUUCACUUGGGAGAACUUUUUGUUGAACAAUGUUUUGGACGAACGCCUUCCACUUCCUCCACCUACUAUUCAAGAUCAACUGAUAGCAAUCGUAAAGCUAGCAAUUGAUUGCUUGAAUUCCAAUUCAAAAUCCAGGCCAACCAUGAAUAGGGUUUCUCAUAUGUUUUCAGCUGCAACAGAUCUUCCCUAGGUGCCUUCAAACAAUCUAACCAGGACAAUAGAUUGUGCGUAGAAUGUCUUCAAGCUUGCAACAGAAUAAAAUAAUGUGUCAUUUUUCUUUUGGUUAAUUGUAUGGAUUUAGUUUCUUAGGCAUGCAUAUUUUGUUUUCGUUUUAAUCUUUAUGUAUUAGCAUGCUGUCAAGAGGUAAGGCUCAUUACGUCCCCCUCUUUAGGUGUACUUGAUUUCUUUUUUGUUUAAUAAAAUUCCCUCA
This is a messenger RNA of Pistacia vera, 2128 nucleotides long. Its product is annotated as MDIS1-interacting receptor like kinase 2-like. NCBI's taxonomy places the organism in Eukaryota, Viridiplantae, Streptophyta, Magnoliopsida, Sapindales, Anacardiaceae. The record is from RefSeq and is a predicted model, not a curated record. Gene Ontology annotation, molecular function: ATP binding; protein kinase activity. Gene Ontology annotation, biological process: protein phosphorylation. The transcript is spliced from 2 exons. The coding region runs from base 686 to 1888 and encodes 400 amino acids.